UUAUUUUGAAACAUAGAUACCGAGUAACUUCCCAAAUAAUUUGUUGUACAUCACUUCUUUUGCCCUUAUAUGAUCUCCUUUCCCCAAUCGCAAACAAAUAUGUCAAAUGGGCUUUACAAAAUUGAAAGAAGAGCUUCAUGAAGUUAAAAGCAAGCAAAGAGAUUUCAUUUCAUCACUUUCUCAUCAGAAGCAUUUAAAAGAUUUCAAUAAUAUUCUAAAAUUUAUAAAAAUUAAAUCCAUAAUCUUCCUUAUGAAUCAUCUUUCAGAACAAUAUUCUUGCAGUAAUGCUCUUCAGUACUCUAAUUGCUUUCUCAAAUCUUGUUUCUUCUGCCAUAAGCCUCUUAGCCUUCACAAGGAAGUUUACAUGUACAGGGGUGAGCUAGGGUUCUGCACUGUGGAUUGCCGGAAUAGGCAGAUAUACCUUGAUGAAUUGAAAAAAAUUGAGACUUUUACUAAAAAAAUGUUGAUAUCUUUAAUCCGACAACGUCGACCGGCUGGCCGGUGUACUCAAAGUACAGUUCCGCCGGAGGAUUACCAGCAGAAUGAAGUUACAUUCACCUUAUCAUAGUCCAUAGAAAUUUGUGAUGGAGAAAUUUUAUAGCUAAAUAGAAAAAUGUGUCAAUUUUAUGACGGACUAGAAAUUUUAUAGCUAAAUAGAAAAAUGUGUCAAUUUUAUGACGGACUAGUGACUAAAUUUUGCUAGCUAUGAACAAUUUUGGGAUCAAUAAAUUAGCGAUGAAGUUUCUUGUUAGAGAUGAA
Molecule: messenger RNA, 759 nt
Organism: Solanum dulcamara
Lineage: Eukaryota; Viridiplantae; Streptophyta; Magnoliopsida; Solanales; Solanaceae
Product: FCS-Like Zinc finger 2-like
Exons: 2
Coding region: 107-568 (153 amino acids)
Source: RefSeq, a predicted model, not a curated record